UAGUAAGGAGCAGCAGAAGUCAGUGAAGACGAUGUCAGUGUGGGAGCAGAGGGCCAACCAGCUGAGGAGGCAGAACCGGGCGAGCUGCGAGGCCCUCUACAGUGAGCUGGAGCCUGAAGAACGUCUCCGCAUGUCCUCGGCCCUCCACAUCCGGCCUGACAUGAAGACCCACCUUGACCGGCCGCUGGUUGUUGAACCUUGUGACGGACCUUUGCUGGGCGGCCACCAUCGCCACCAUCACAAGACCUGCAUGCCAGAGGAGGCCGAGACUGCUGACCCUCCUCCAGUUACUCACCAGCCAUGCCUACACCACCGCCACAGAGACAGGGACCGGGCCAGAAUGAGAGAGGAGACAAAUGAUAACGGUGACACCAGUAAAGACGGGUUGCACCACGUACAUCACAGCCACUUCAAAGACUACAACGGCAGCAAGGAAAAAGAGGGGAAGAGUGAGCGGUCCCGCAGUCGAGAGGGAGGCAGGAGGCAUCACCAUCAGAGCUCGGUGGACAACAACGCAGGUGGAGGAAUCACGAGUGAGAAAGAGCAUCGGCAUCAUCAUUCACACCGGCAUUCCCGAGGGGGCAAUGGGAUAGUGAACAGUGGAGGGAGGGGAGAACGAAGAUCCCGCCACAAUGAUGAACGUUCUUCUAACAGGGAUGGGGAUAGGAAUUCCAGAGGAGACAGUGAUGCCAAUGGAGAGAGGAGAAGAAAUAGGACUCAUGGAUCCAAGGGCCAAUCCACAGUUGAAGGAGAGAAAUCCAGCCAAAGAGAGAAGACCCACACUCACAGGGACAGGUUUGGUAACUCAGUGGGGGAGUCCCUAGCUAUCUCACCCCAGCAGGGCCCUGGGGGGAGCAACUGGCUUCCUGCCCGACCAGAGGACUCAGACAACCAGAGGAACGUCAGACAAACUGGCCAGAGCUCCAUCCAAAUUCCUCCUGUGACUAUCACUUCUCCACCUGGAGAGACCACACUUAUACAAAUGAACAGUAUUGACUGUGAGACAAUGACCAUGAAUGAGAAGACCCUGGAGGAUCUAGGUCAAAGUGGACCCAAACCCAUCCUGCCUUACAGCUCCAUGUUCAUCUUUGGACAGACCAAUCCGGUGAGGCGGUUAUGUCACUAUGUUGUGACACUGCGUUAUUUUGAGAUGUCCAUCCUGGUAGUCAUUGCUAUGAGCAGUAUAGCUCUGGCAGCAGAAGAUCCUGUCUGGACGAAUGCCCCUCGCAACAAUGUGCUCAAAUAUCUGGACUACGCCUUCACUGGGGUUUUCACUUUUGAAAUGGUGAUCAAGAUGGUGGACCUUGGCCUGCUGCUACAUCCCGGUGCCUACUUCAGAGACCUGUGGAACAUUCUGGACUUCAUAGUGGUCAGUGGGGCGCUGGUGGCUUUUGCAUUUUCGGGGACCAAAGGCAAAGACAUCAGCACUAUCAAGUCACUGAGAGUUCUCCGGGUGCUCAGGCCUCUCAAGACUAUCAAGCGUCUGCCAAAACUCAAGGCCGUGUUCGACUGUGUGGUCAACUCUUUGAAGAAUGUGCUUAACAUCCUCAUCGUUUACAUCCUCUUCAUGUUCAUCUUUGCUGUCAUCGCAGUUCAGCUCUUCAAGGGGAAAUUCUUCUACUGCACAGAUGAGUCCAAGGGCCUGGAGAAGGAUUGCAAAGGACAGUUCCUAGACUAUGACAAAGAUGAGGUUGCUGCCAUGCCCAGAGAGUGGAAGAAAUAUGAAUUCCAUUAUGACAACGUGCUGUGGGCCUUUCUGACCCUCUUUACUGUCUCCACUGGGGAGGGCUGGCCAACUGUCUUGAAGCACUCUGUGGAUGCCACCUUUGAAGACCAGGGUCCCAGUCCAGGCUACCGGAUAGAGAUGUCCAUCUUCUAUGUGGUCUACUUUGUGGUUUUCCCUUUCUUCUUUGUCAACAUUUUUGUUGCUCUGAUCAUCAUCACCUUCCAGGAGCAGGGAGACAAGGCCUUGUCUGAGUGCAGCUUAGAAAAGAAUGAGAGGGCUUGUAUUGACUUUGCCAUUAAUGCCAAACCUCUGACACGCUACAUGCCUGAGAACAUGCAGUCCUUCCAGUACAGGAUGUGGAAGUUUGUGGUCUCAGCUCCAUUUGAGUACUCCAUCAUGAUCAUGAUCGCUCUCAACACUGUGGUACUCAUGAUGAAGUUCCAUGGAGCUCCAGACUUCUAUGAAGCAAUGCUGAAGAACCUCAACAUAGUCUUCACCACUCUCUUCUCUCUGGAGUGUAUCCUCAAGAUUAUUGCUUUUGGUCCACUGAACUACCUAAAGGACGCCUGGAACGUGUUUGACUUUGUGACAGUGCUGGGCAGCAUCACUGACAUCCUGGUGACUGAAAUCAAUGACAGGCUGCUGAACCUGAGCUUCCUGAGGCUGUUCAGAGCCGCUCGGCUCAUCAAGCUGCUGAGGCAGGGCUAUACCAUUCGCAUUCUGCUGUGGACCUUCGUCCAGUCCUUCAAGGCCCUGCCUUAUGUUUGCCUGCUGAUUGCUAUGCUGUUCUUCAUUUAUGCCAUCAUUGGGAUGCAGGUGUUUGGCAACAUUGAGCUGAAUGAGGACACAGCUAUCAAUCACCACAAUAACUUCCGCACUUUUCUCCAGGCCCUCAUGCUGCUGUUCAGGAGUGCAACUGGUGAGGCGUGGCAUGAGAUCAUGUUAUCAUGUUUGAGUCACAGAGCCUGUGACGAGCGAUCGGGGUCCCAUGGAAAACAGUGCGGCAGUGAUUUUGCCUACUUCUACUUUGUCUCCUUUAUCUUCCUCUGCUCUUUCCUGAUGCUGAACCUGUUUGUGGCCGUCAUAAUGGAUAAUUUUGAGUACCUAACCAGAGACUCCUCCAUCCUGGGUCCUCAUCACCUUGAUGAGUUCAUCCGGGUUUGGGCUGAGUACGACCCAGCUGCAUGUGGCCGAAUCAAGUACCUCGAUAUGUAUCAGAUGCUGCUCCACAUGUCCCCACCCUUAGGUUUGGGAAAGAAAUGUCCACCAAGAGUCGCCUACAAGCGCCUCGUCAAAAUGAACAUGCCCAUUGCUGAUGACAACACCGUCCACUUCACCUCAACCCUGAUGGCCCUGAUUCGCACUGCCCUGGAGAUUAAACUGGCCUCAGGCAUGGUAGCCCAGCGAUUAUCUGACGCUGAGUUAAAGAAGGAGCUGUCUACAGUGUGGCCCAACCUCUCUCAAAAGACCAUGGACCUGUUGGUGACGCCACAUAAACCCAAUGAACUGACAGUAGGGAAGGUUUAUGCGGCCCUAAUGAUCUUCGACUACUAUAAGCAGAAUCGAUCAAGGAGGCUGCAGCUGCUGCAGCAGCAGCAACAACAGAGCGCAUCAGGCUCCCAGUGCAAGGUCGGGGCUCUGUUUAAGCCAUUGCUGCCUCUGACUCACAUGCAGGAGAAAGAUCUGCCUAUGAUGUUAAACAGUGUGGAGCCUCCCAGCAUGCUUCAGCCCCAGCCCAAAUCCCAUGCCAACUUCCAGCCACAGACCGGACCUAGCUCCAACUCCCUCAACAAUGGAGGCACGCUAUAAAACAGUGGUGGGCUGCCUUGACCAACGGUAACGCAGUAGCUACACUCGCACAGAAUAGCUGGAGAAAGGACUUCACUCUGCCUCAUCUUGUCUCUUCAUCUCUACACCAAAACAGUUUACUUGUGAAGACUGGUGUAGAAUGGACAUUAAGAGCUUUCUGUAUUGGGCUGGCCUCACUAUCAAUGCGGUAAUCCCCCUUCACUUUUCCAGCAGCUGCCACACACUCGCUACGCUCAUCAUAAGAAGUGACUCUUCAAUGACUGCAAGUGGUGGGAUAACGCUACAGGACAAGAAUACAAAAAAAAUCCCUCUUUGGGUAUAUUUUGGGUUUAGUCCCUAUGAUGAAGAUGGUACUGAUUGAUCAUGAAAAUCCACUUGGAAAUGUGUCAUCUGUUGUUAAGAACUGGCUGUGGGCAACUGUGAUGUCACUGUUUUGGUGUAGGCGCCAUCUGUGGGCCAACUUGCACUAUUUCAGUUCUACGUUCAGUACAUGAGGAGGCACCACACAGAGAGAUGGAAAAUGUUGGUGUAAAAAAAAAACAACAAUAUUUUGAUAAAGUAGAUUUUCACUGUGCACUGUGAGGUGCACUUCCUAUUUAUCGAGUUUUUUGUGUCUUAUAUCUACUGUACAUCUUUACAGCACAAUCCCAGCAUUUCUCAAGAAUUGGUGAGUAGCCCUGAAGUUUACAUCUGUAGAUGAAAAACAUUUUGGCGGUUGUCAGACACGUGAGAUAAACAAGUUGAAAUGAACAUAAGUUUACUACAUCCUUUAAAUGGUUGUGGUAAAUAAUGAAAACUGAAACAACAGACAAAAAUAUUUAUUGAAGAAAUACAGUGUAAGAUGCAAGGUAGCUGUGAAAUUUGCGUAUGCAGCCUGCCAUGACUCUGAUACAAAACAAAAACGACAGUUCUGAAUUAAAUUAUGAAAUAGUUUCUUUUAGCCUAACUAAAUUUAGGUGCUCAGUAAACUGAGGUUCAGUGGACAGUUCUUAUUGCAACCUACCAGCAACUGUAUUAAUUGAGAUCUGGUUUUGACUGAUAAACUAAUUUAGACUCAGUUGGCCCUAUAUUUCCAGUACAAUAUG
Molecule: messenger RNA, 4620 nt
Organism: Micropterus dolomieu (smallmouth bass)
Lineage: Eukaryota; Metazoa; Chordata; Actinopteri; Centrarchiformes; Centrarchidae
Product: voltage-dependent N-type calcium channel subunit alpha-1B-like
Exons: 27
Coding region: 32-3535 (1167 amino acids)
Biological process (GO): chemical synaptic transmission; calcium ion import across plasma membrane
Cellular component (GO): membrane; neuronal cell body; voltage-gated calcium channel complex
Molecular function (GO): high voltage-gated calcium channel activity
Source: RefSeq, a predicted model, not a curated record